Corylus avellana is the source of this 1365-nucleotide messenger RNA. The record is from RefSeq and is a predicted model, not a curated record. Lineage: Eukaryota; Viridiplantae; Streptophyta; Magnoliopsida; Fagales; Betulaceae.
AUGAGUGCAAGUUUUAUCAGGAUUGUGAUUGUUUGGUUGGCAUUUUUGGCACUAGGUGCUGUAAAGCCAUGUGAUCACCGAGUUCAGAUACAAGGGCUUGUUGUUUCUGUUUGGGUGUUGGAAAGCUUGAAACUUGUGGUGAAAUUUCCUCAGAAUGAUGUUGAUGUCAAGAGGGUGGCCUCUAGCGUUUCCAAUCUAAAAUCUCUUGUGCAAGCCUUAUCUCUUGUUGUUAACUAUAUUUACAUCAGCACUCGAUUGAAAGGUAUUCAUAGUGUGGAAGAUGUUGAAAUAGAUAGACAACUCAAGAUUCUGAACAAGCCCUACAUCAAAAGCAUUGAGACUGAAGAAGGUGAUAUCUUUGACUGCGUUGAUAUCUAUAAACAGCCUGCCUUUGAUCAUCCUUUGCUUAAAAAUCACACCAUUCAGAUGAAACCUAGUGGUUUCCCCAAGAAAGUGGUGAAUGCAACUUCACCUGCAGGCAGGUCUUCUGCACAAGGGUUGAGAGAAGGCUGUCCAUUUGGCACAGUUCCCAUCAAGAGGGUUGGAAAGGAAGAAUUGAUUGCGUCUAAAAUGUUCAUGGAAAAGCAAAACUCUCAUCCAACCGAUAUUUCCUUUGCUGCAUUUCAUUAUGCAACAAGAAUAUUAGCAAGCAGUGCUGGUAGACAGUAUUUGGGAGCCACCGCGGAAAUCAAUGUACAAAAUCCACUAGUUACUGAUAAUCAAUUCAGUCAAGCAUUUGUACAGAUCAAAAGUGGCCCUGGUGUUGCAGUUAAUACCAUUCAAUUUGGAUGGAUGGUAUAUCCAAAAAUAUUUGGUGAUAAUAAGACACGAACCUUUGCCUCAUGGACUGCCGAUAAAAAUGGUUGUUUCAACAUCUUCUGCUCUGGUUUUAUUCAAGUUAACCCAACAUAUCCUCUUGGUUAUGUUCUCAAUAAGAUUUCCAAUUAUGGAAGCAAAGAUCAAUAUGUAAUUCAAUGCAACAUAUUCAAGGAUCCCAAAUCAGGAAAUUGGUGGGUUGCAUAUGACAACUUAGAGGAAACUAUUGGGUAUUGGCCAAAUUCCUUAUUUACUAGUUUGUCAAGCUCAGCUAGUGAGAUAUCAUGGGGAGGAGGAGUUUACAGUGACAGCAAUGAAGCUAGUCCUCCAAUGGGAAACGGCCAUUUUGCAGAAGAAGGCUAUGAGAAGGCUGCUUAUUUUCGAGACAUUCAAAUUAUUGAUGAAUCCAACAAGAUGGUAUUUCCCGUAGAAAAUUUACUGCACUUUUUCACAGAUAGCCCAAAAUGUUAUUCCAUAGCUGCAUUUGAUACUCGUCAAGCACACCAUGCUUUCUUAUAUGGUGGUCCUGGUGGAAGCUGUGCAGAGUAA